Cyprinus carpio (common carp) is the source of this 3640-nucleotide messenger RNA. RefSeq names its product spermatogenesis-associated protein 13-like. The record is from RefSeq and is a predicted model, not a curated record. Lineage: Eukaryota; Metazoa; Chordata; Actinopteri; Cypriniformes; Cyprinidae. Gene Ontology annotation, molecular function: protein binding; guanyl-nucleotide exchange factor activity.
CCUAGGUUUUGUGUAUUGUGUCCAUUUACUAUGUAGAUCACGACACUGGCCACAGCACUGACUAACAUGUUCGGUUUGAAGUCAUUUCCAGUUAUCAUUGGAUUGUAAAUGUAAAACUGACUGAGCCAGCUGAAUAGCACGCUCCAUUUGGAGCGUCAGUCUUUGUAGUUGCAGUGGAAGAGUGGCAGAAAUAACUGGAUCGUGACUUCAGACUUAAUGAGAGGAACUGGGCGUGUGUGUAUGUGGCGUCUGCUCGGUCUCUGUGGGGCAUCAGGCUGAGAAAACCCUUGACCGCUCCAGAAGAAUGCUGUGGAUUAACAACCGGACAAAUCAUUAUAUCGGAAAACCAUUGCUGAUGUUAAAGGAUUCACACAGAAUGUUUUCUGGUCUUUUAUGAGAGGAAUACACUACUUCGGUUUUCUCAAUGAGGAUAAAAAUGAUGCUUCCUGAGCUGGACACCUGACAUCUUGUCUGAAAAUGCGAGAGGAUGGAUAGCACAACCAGCCCCGCGUCAGAGUCUGGUCUUUCCAAUGGAUUCGUCAAUUGUGUGUUCAACGUUUCAGUUGACGAAGAGAGCAAAGCUGAGAUCUCAUGGAUUCCAGAAUGCAAUUCCUCAGACUCCAUUAUUCCCGGUCAGACGCUCAGAAGAGAAAAACAGGAACCGGUGCGGCGCUCCAGGACGGCGGCCAUCUGGAGGAUCCUGCAGCGCCGCAAGACCCCCUCGGGCCUGGACAGACGCCCUCACUCCGUCAUCCUCCCCGGUGAAGCGUCCUUCCUCAAACUGUCCAUCACUAACAAAGUCAGGUCCUUCACGAAACUAAAGUCCCCGUCUGUAUUUAAAGGGAAAGCUGGUAAGACUUCUGAUGCCAAAUCCAGCAUUGACCUUAAAGACGAGGCCGAUGAUGUGUACAUGUGCAAGGACUCUCCUUCUUCAGACUUCAAGCAUGUGUUUAGGAAUAAAGCCAAGAGACAUUCGUUUGCAGGACACACUGCAGACUUCUACUGUUCGUUUGAGGACAUCGCCCCCGCUGGAACCCCAGACAACGUCCAGCAGGAGACCAAAGACACCGUUAGCAACCAAAACGGGUGUAAAUUCUCAGAAAGAGUCGUUUAUACGAAGAAAUCUCACCCCAGCUUCUCAAACUGCAACAAUUCAUCUGCGACGGAGCAGGAAGACUGCUGUGCGAAGCAAAGCCUCAAGAUACCUCAAAGAAGUCGCUGGUCCAAGAGGGGGGACGUUUUGAAUUACUUGAGAAGAAUUUCCCUCAAAGGAAAAGGAAAUCAGACGUUGGGAGAGAGUAGUUUUGAGUCGAUGAAUGCCCUGGACAAAACCAUUGAUUCUGACUACGGCUCGGUCAACUUUGAACUGGUCAAGGAUUUGAACUCUGCACCUGAACAAACAGGGAUUGAUGGCAAAAGCAGCCACUUUCGAGGCCUUCUCAGAUUUUUCAACACUGUGGCUGAGACUGCAAUGAAAUGGAGAAACUCGUCCCGCUCGUUCUCCCCCCCUGAAGGCCAGCAGUCGCCUCCCGGAUUGAGAAAGACGCAGGAGUCUGGAGAACUCGUGCCUUUGACAGUCAGGAGUGAGGAGAAAGCUAAAACCUCAGUUCAAGGUAAACCCACGUUAUCUUCUGACACGAGCAAGGCGGUCUCGUCUGUCAGUGCUGCGGUGGAUUGCUCUCCUCCUGUGGUGCUGAAGGCCUGGAGAACAUGCCCAGACUCUCCCAGAGAUAACAGCUCCCUGUGUAAUAACUCGGAUGAAUCGCAGUCCCAGCUCAGCUCUACUCACAUCUCUCUAGCCACCAUCGAGAGCCACCCCAGAUCUGAAGAGACAGAGCCACCAAAAGAGACACAAUCUGACUGUGAAAACUCCAUCCCACAUCACUUAUCUAGCAAAACUGCUGAUGAAAACCAAGAUAUCUGCACAGCAAGGAAAACAAUGAACUGCCCGGAGGACAUAUUUAAGAGCCUCUCGCGGCCCCCAGGCCAGUCUCCUGCAGAUCCUCCUCUCAAAGCUCUGCUCCAGCGGUGUCGCUCUCUGCCGCUGCCCACCACGCUGUCUGCACUGGAGCCCAUUGCCCUGACACACGUGCUCACUCCUCCAGCUAAGACCAUGACUAAAUCAGUCGUUCUCCGCAUGAGGAACAGCAGCACAGGAUCCAACAGACGCAAGCUGUAUAGACCAGGAUCAGGACCAUUGCAUGUCAACAUGUUGAUCAGCGGCGGUUCGGUGGUCAGCGCAGAGGCAGUAUGGGAUCACGUGACAAUGGCCGAGAGGGAGCUGGCCUUCAAGGCGGGAGACGUCAUCAAAGUCCUGGACGCCUCCAAUAAAGACUGGUGGUGGGGUCAGAUGGAUGACGAGGAGGGCUGGUUCCCCGCCAGCUUCGUGAGGGUCGAUCCCCACUCUCCUCAACCUUACACAAAACCAGUUUUCUAUAUCAACCCUAUAGCAACUCCAAGGUUCCAUAACACAACAGCAAAGCUCUGGGUUAAUCAGGAUCGCGCAGAAUCAGCUGAGGGUGCCAGCGAUGUGCAGAAUGGUCACACCGACCCCAGCAACGGCUGCCUGUGCAUCGGCCAACCACUGCAGAACCGAGACCAGAUGAGGGCCAACGUCAUCAACGAGAUCAUGAGCACUGAGCGCCACUACAUCAAACACCUGAAGGACAUCUGUGAGGGCUACUUGAGGCAGUGUCGAAAGAGGAUUGACAUGUUCAAUGAUGACCAGCUAAAAGUGAUUUUUGGAAACAUCGAGGAUAUCUACAGAUUUCAAAUGGGAUUUGUGCGGGACUUGGAGAAACAGUACAACAUUGAGGAACCACAUCUUAGUGAAAUUGGUCCAUGUUUUCUGGAACAUCAAGACGGUUUCUGGAUCUAUUCAGAGUACUGCAACAACCACCUGGAUGCCUGCAUGGAGCUCUCCAAGCUGAUGAAAGAUGGCCGCUAUCAGCACUUCUUCGAAGCCUGUCGCCUCCUCCAGCAGAUGAUUGAUAUCGCCAUUGAUGGCUUCCUCCUCACCCCUGUGCAGAAGAUCUGCAAAUAUCCACUACAGCUGGCCGAGUUACUGAAGUACACAGGACAGGAUCAUAGUGAUUACCGCUAUGUGGCAGCAGCGCUCGCUGUCAUGAGGAACGUCACGCAGCAAAUCAACGAGCGCAAAAGAAGACUGGAGAACAUUGACAAGAUCGCUCAGUGGCAGGCCUCGGUGCUGGACUGGGAGGGUGAUGAUAUUCUGGACAGAAGUUCGGAGCUGAUCUACACGGGUGAGAUGUCGUGGAUCUAUCAGCCGUAUGGCCGGAGUCAGCAGAGAGUCUUCUUCCUCUUCGAUCAUCAGCUGGUCCUGUGCAAAAAGGACCUGAUCCGCCGGGACAUUCUGUACUACAAAGGGCGCAUUGACAUGGAUCGCUAUACGGUGAGAGAUGCUAUUGAUGGACGGGACGACGACUUUAAUGUCAGCGUGAAAAAUGCAUUCAAGCUGCACAACAGAGACAGCGAGGAGCUCCAUGUCUUCCUGGCCAAGAAGCCGGAGGAGAAGAUCCGCUGGCUGAGGGCUUUCCACGAGGAGCGGAGGAUGGUUCAGGAGGAUGAAAAAAUCGGUUUUGAGAUUUCUGAAUAUCAGAAACGACAGUGACCCAUCACA